Messenger RNA from Cucurbita pepo subsp. pepo (vegetable marrow), 2250 nucleotides. RefSeq lists its product as uncharacterized. The record is from RefSeq and is a predicted model, not a curated record. NCBI's taxonomy places the organism in Eukaryota, Viridiplantae, Streptophyta, Magnoliopsida, Cucurbitales, Cucurbitaceae.
CCGAUUCUCUCUGAGUUCUCUCCCUCUCCUUUUUCUCUCCCUCUGUUAUUGCCAUUCUCCUCUUCAUCGGACGCCAUUUCUCUGUCACUUCCACCUCCCCUGCCAAUGGAGCUCGUCCCUUACUCAGACCCAUCUUCCAAUUCCAAUUCCAAUCCCAAUUCGAAUCCCAAUUCCUCCAGCCCUCCAUGGCAGGACAUGUUCAGAUCCGCCUCCGUUCGAAAACCAAGCCCCGACCCUCAAAACCACCACCACCACCACCAACAAUCAUCCAAACUGCCGUCGCAAUCCGAUUCCGAUUCCGAUUCCUCCUUUUCCGGCGAUCCUCAGGUCCGUCUCGCCCUUUACAUCGCCAUGGCUCACGCCGGCCUCGCCUUCACCAUUCUCACUCUCUACGCCGUCGGUCGUCUCCUCGAAGCCUAUCUCCGCCCCCUUCAAUGGGCCGUCCUCUGUUCUAUUCCUCUUCGCGGCGUUCAACAAACCCUUGAAGGUUUCUGGUCCGAACCCCUUAAAUUGGGCCUCACCGAAACCAUUCUAGCCAUCCCGGUUGCUGUUUUUCAGGUUUUUUUUGGAACCCUUGUUCAAUUUCGUGAAGUUUGUGUUCGUGUUGUUCUUAGGAGGAAGAAACCAGGGCAUAUUAGACGGAAACAGAGCGUGUUUUCUAAGUUAUUGCGAUGGCUUGUUUCGUUUUGGAUUUUUAUACUUGCAUAUGAGAAUUUUGGCGUUGUUGGGUCUGUUUCGCUUCUUGGAUUAGGGUUCUUGUUUAGUUCCAAAUCUGUGGAUUCUACUAUGUAUAAUGUUUCUUCAUUUCGUAGCCUGAGCUUUCGUCGUACUGCUGUUAGUUCAUUUUUCACUACAGGGGUUUUGAAAAGAUUGAAAACCAUUGUUGCUAUUGGGUUAAUUGUUGCUAUGAUUCUUGCGUUCUUGGCUGGUUUGGUGUUUUUCUCUUACAAAAUUGGAGUUGAAGGGAAAGAUGCUAUGAUUUCAUUGAAAAUACAUGUAGAACAAAGCAACUAUGCUGAGAGAAUUGGGGUUAAGAAAUGGAUGGAAGACAAUGAUAUGGCUGGGAUGAUUGAUAGCUACACCUCCAAAUUUUAUGAUGCAGUGUUGGAACAGAUAGAUAGCUUGGCUAUGCAGUAUAAUAUCACUGAGUUUGUCACUGGGAUUAAGCAUUUGGCUUUAUCAUCGUCUCGUGCUAACUCUUCGGGGCCUUCGACUUCUCUAAUGACUCCAUCGCCGUACACGCACAAGCUUAUGAGCUUGAGAAACCGGAUUAGUAACAAGGAAUGGGGUCAGAUUUAUACAGAGCUUGAUGCAAUUAUUAGGGAGUUGAUAAUCACUAGGGAGGAUUUACUCGAGAAAGCGAAAGAAUUAGCCGUUCAAGGGAUGGAUAUUUCGCAACGAGUCUUCGCUAGUAGUGUGUCGGUACUAGGAGGCAGUGCUAAGCUUAUGCUUUCCAUUGGUAGUUCUAUCAUUUCAGGAGCAGCUGAGAUUUUUAACUUUGUUUCUCAUUCAAUGGUGUUCUUUUGGGUUCUUUAUUAUCUUAUUACUUCUGAAUCUGGUGGUGUGACUGAACAAGUUAUAUAUAUGCUUCCGAUUGAAGAAUCGGCUCGAAUUCGAUGCGUUGAAGUUCUUGAUAAUGCGAUCUCGGGUGUUCUUUUGGCUACAGCACAGAUUGCUAUCUAUCAAGGAUGUCUUACAUGGCUGUUGCUUAGACUAUUUGAAAUACAUUUCUUGUAUGUGUCUACUGUUCUUGCAUUUCUCAGUCCUCUUUUCCCAAUCUUUCCAUAUUGGUUUGCAACAAUUCCAGCAGCCUUGCAGCUGUUGCUGGAAGGUAGAUAUGUUGUGGCUCUGUGUUUGUCUAUUAUUCAUCUCGCGCUUAUGGAUUACGGCGUCUCGGAAAUCCAAGAGGGCACGCCCGGUCACAGUGAAUACCUUAUGGGACUUAGCAUCAUUGGUGGGAUGACUUUGUUUUCAUCUGCAUUGGAGGGUGCGAUUAUGGGACCGUUGAUUACGACGGUCGUGAUAGCUCUGAAGGAUUUGUACGUGGAAUUUGUUCUUGGUGAAAAUAAGGGAAAGGAGAAGGAGAAAGAAAAGGAAAAGUUAAAGCGCAGCUAGACACAGCAGUUACUUUUGUUUGUAAAUUAUGGUGUCUGCAAACUCUAUCAGUCUUUACAAGCCAUUCCUACGGCUGCAGAGUUUACCUAUUACAUUGUAUGAAAUUUGUAAGUUAUGUUUAUUCAUUACACUUGU